Molecule: messenger RNA, 1397 nt
Organism: Papilio polytes (common Mormon)
Lineage: Eukaryota; Metazoa; Arthropoda; Insecta; Lepidoptera; Papilionidae
Product: WW domain-containing oxidoreductase-like
Exons: 6
Coding region: 99-1310 (403 amino acids)
Source: RefSeq, a predicted model, not a curated record
AUUUAAUGCCAACGACAAUUUAAAUUAAAAGCAAAUCGAAUAAGUCAACAUCUUAGUUAUAUUUAAAUUGUAAUCUGAUAAUUCAUGUAAUUUAAGAAAUGAUCUUCGCUAAUAUUUCUAGAAAGGUUACUAUAAUAAGUCGGGUACAUACAAGACAUGUCACCAACAUACCAAUAUGGAGAAACGAGGUUGUGGAAAAUGCCUUGAAAUUUAUACAAAGAAAUGUAGAGUUCGUAAGGAUACAUGGACCAACUGCUGACGAGGUAACAAGAGAUGUUAAUUUGGCAGAUAAAACAUGUCUAAUAACUGGAGCAAAUAGUGGGAUCGGUCUAGAAGUAACUAAAUGUUUGAUUGCGCGGGGGUGUAAAGUUUUGAUGGCAUGUCGAAACACUUACGCUGCAAAUAUUGCCGUAAAAAGUGUCCCCUGUGAAAAGGCAAAUCAAAUAAGUAUCCACAAAGUCAAUCUCACAUCACUCGCUUCUGUUAAAAACUUAUCUGACAAUCUCCAGAAAGAGCAUAAAAAAAUUGAUAUUGUUAUAUUGAAUGCUGCUGUGUUUGGGAUUCCAUGGACCAUCACUGAAGACGGCUUAGAAACUGCAUUCCAAGUGAAUUAUCUUAGUCAAUAUUACUUACUGAUGAAUAUCGAAAAGAUCCUUGCCCCUAACGCACGCGUUGUUUUUACGUCUUCUGAAUCACACAGAAACAUAAAUUGGAACAUGGCAAAGAUAACAGCGCCAAGUUUGGAACAUCUUUCGAUUCCAAAGGAAGAGUAUACAUCUAUCAGAGCGUACAACAUUUCAAAAUUAUGUUCAAUUUUGGCAAUGCAUUAUUUGGGUUAUCGGUGGUUAAAUACAGAAAAAACUGUUUUUUGUGCGCAUCCCGGGUCUUUCAUCAAGACGCGGUUAUGUCGCAAUUGGUGGGUUUACGAAGCUCUUUACACCACGAUGUUGCCAUUCUCAAAAACCAUUCGGCAAGCGGCGAGCACGAUCUUGUACUGCGCGACGGCUCCAGAGCUGAGCGGUGUGUCGGCGCAGUAUUUCAAGGACUGCCGGCGCUGCGAGGAGAGCGAUUUGGCCUGCGAUAUGCACCUCGCCUUUAAGAUCAACGAACUCACGCGCGAAAUACUGCGCGAGCGCGCGCCCGAAUACGUCGAUACAUUCCGAACUAUCGACAAGCCCCCCAGUGCCCCCAGCACCCCGGCCGCCCCCACCGCCCCCAGCGCCCCCAUCGCCCCCAGGGAUGUCGACAAAGUGCAACAAGUAAAGGAAAAUGUUGAACACGACCCUCUUAUAACCAGUUAUACUAAUUGAUUUAUUUUUGUCUGAUGUACGUUGGCGAAGGAAUGCUCUUUUCUGUUUGAAUUUUAUUUUGUAAUUUUUCUUGCAAAUGUUGCAAUA